AUGUUUGUCACUUCAGGAAAGCUCUUAAAAGAAGAAAUAUGCGCGUUUCUUGUAAUUUUAGACACAUUUGUUGUCGAAGCUCUGACAUCAGAUUAUGACAAGAAUUACGAAAUGAUGUUGAUUAAAAAAAUAAUGGAGGAUUACAAGAAAAAAGUGGAAGUGAGGCCGGUGGAAAGAAGUGAUCAGCCAAUCAUAGUGAUGUUUGAUUUGGCUUACAGUCAACUUAUAAACCUGGAUGGCAAAAACCAGAUCCUAACCAGCAAUGUUUGGGUGAGACAGCAAUGGAUUAACAGUAAGACAACUUGGAAUGCCUCGGAUUAUGGAGGUGUUGAGAGUAUCAUGAUGAGCCCGGAUUAUUUUUGGAAACCAGACAUCGUCCUCUACAACACGAUCGAAGGUGGAGGUGAAAUGUAUAACUUCGAUACAAAGAUCGUGUUUUACCACGAUGGUCGUAUACAGUGGAACGCACCGGCACAAAUCAAAACAAUCUGUACCAUCGAUAUCACAUACUUCCCAUUUGACGAACAAAAAUGUAAAAUAACAUUCGGCUCUUGGUCUUACAUGGAGAACGCGUUGGAUAUGCGUCUGAGAAGCGAUAGAGAUCACGCUGAUCUGGAUCGUUACACGGCCAGCGGAGAGUGGAAACUAGUGUCACUAAACGCCAGACGUGAUGCCGUGAAAUAUACUUGUUGUAAAUACAGAUUCGUCACAAUAACCUACACCGUUCAUAUACAGCGUCGUGUGUUAUUCUACAUGAAUAACAUAAUAGUCCCUUGUAUAAUCCUAAAUAUCCUCACUCUGCUGGCGUUUCUUCUCCCUCAUGAUUCUGGUGAGAGGAUCUCUCUUGUUAUAACGGUCCUCCUUGGGUUAACUGUGUACAUGUUGAUCUUCACAGAGAAUAUCCCAAACAGCUCCGUUGUACCACCGAUGAUUGGCAAGUUCUCGAUGGCUUGCUUUGUCGAAAUCUCUGCCUGUCUCCUCGUCACGACAUUCACAUCUCGCUGUUAUUUUCACGGUAUUGACAAAAAGAUGCCUGCUUGGUUUCAUUACCUGAUUUUCAACAUCAUGGCGCCAGCAUUCCUGAUCAAUAUCCCAAAAAGCGAGGAAGAAAUAACAGACUUGGAAGAAGAUGAAGAAAGCCAGAAUGAGAUGCCAGUGCUAGCGACAGGACUUCCCUUGUGCUCCAACGGCCAUUCUCUACCCAAUGGCCACGCCAUGCCUAACAGUCGCAUGGCAACGGGUCUUCCACAUUCCCGAUCCGUUUCUCAUAUAAAAGGAAACAGCUUUCAAGGAGGAAAAGGCUUCUCGACACAUUCCGUUUGCAAUUGCGAGGAACAAAUUCAAAAAAUCCUCGGGAUUCUGGAAAGGUUUGAAGAAGAAAGUCAAGAGAAACAACUAGAGGAGGCCAAGAAGGAGCAAUGGCAUUUUGCUGCUAUCAUUCUCGAUCGAUUCUUUUUCAUUUUGUUUGGCGUCACAAUUUUAAUUUGCAUUGUUAUAUUCUACGCUCAAAUUCCAUCCAGUGGUCAGAGUGAAUGAGAUAUUUGGAUGAAGAUUACUCCAGGAUCGGAGGUUGUUUCUGUAGUCAUGUGGAGCACUGACUGGGGGCUAAAUGGACGAGAAUCGAAUUCGUCCACGGCGGUAUAUUAUAUAUUAGAUAUGGUUGUGAUAUAUAUUAGAUAUGGUUGUGUUUUGUUUAGCUUCUAUAAAUUAGGAGAGCAAAUAUUUAAUAUGAAUUAGAGCACUCUGCGUCAGAUGACGUCAAUGGGCAGUCAAAACAACAGUUCGUAGACAACUUCGUAAUCGUUGCCUGCUCUCGUGAGAAUUUAGCAAGGUCACAUCCUGCUAAACCCGCACUUGGAUUAUUCCUUUUUAGGAGACCCUCCCGUCGAUUUUUGCACCCUGAAAUUAUAGAUUUAUAUAGAUUACAAAUUAAGAGUGUCCUAUAAUAUGCAAUACUAGUCAAAGUCUGACAUAUUUACAACGCGAAAACAUGGUGUACAGAUAGUUUAAUGGUAAAGGAUACUCAUUAUAGCAGCGCAAGUAUAAAGCUAGAAAAUAGUUAUUAAUCGUUUUAUCGAGAAUAUGAGAAACUGUUAUGAUACACGUUUAUCCUAUAGAGGUGAUCGAGAUAGACCGCUCCGGCUUGAUUUCCGCAUCUAGUUUGUAAUGACGUCAUUCCUAGAAAAAUUUAAUUAAAUCUAAUUGAGAGACGUCAGA
Molecule: messenger RNA, 2217 nt
Organism: Dendronephthya gigantea
Lineage: Eukaryota; Metazoa; Cnidaria; Anthozoa; Malacalcyonacea; Nephtheidae
Product: neuronal acetylcholine receptor subunit alpha-3-like
Exons: 5
Coding region: 1-1536 (511 amino acids)
Biological process (GO): nervous system process; signal transduction; monoatomic ion transmembrane transport
Cellular component (GO): synapse; postsynaptic membrane; neuron projection
Molecular function (GO): transmembrane signaling receptor activity; acetylcholine-gated monoatomic cation-selective channel activity
Source: RefSeq, a predicted model, not a curated record